ACGAGCGGUCAACGCCAAUGCGAUGGUAGCAGGGACACACAAGGCCGUAGCGGACGGGAAGAGGGGUUUCCAUGUGAAGGAGAGCACCGGCAACACACACAGGCUUUGACUUCAGCCCGCCACGACCCAGAAGCUGUGGUUUUAGGCCAAUCAAGCUUCUCCUGUGCAGCUGACGCGCCGUGUCAACACAAAGGCCUACGUAGCUAGCUAGUUCCUCGGCUAGCUAGCUAGCAAAGGGGCUGAACGCCAAACCUCUGCUGCAGCCAAAGUAACACAUUUUUGUUGAUGUUUGACUUGUAGCGAAGUUAAAUCUCCUCCACCGAGACGACGACAUUUGAGGGUUUUUCCUCGCUUCUCCACUACAAUGACGGAACAGGGCGCAGUGGUAAUGCAGCAGAAUCUGGACAGGAGCUGCUGGGUGUGCUUCGCCACAGAUGAAGACGACCGCACAGCAGAGUGGGUGCGUCCCUGUCACUGCCGCGGCUCCACCAAAUGGGUGCACCAGGCCUGCCUGCAGCGCUGGGUGGACGAAAAGCAGCGUGGCAACAGCACGGCACGGGUGACCUGCCCACAGUGCAGCGCAGAAUACCUCAUCGUCUUUCCCAAACUUGGUCCAGUGGUCUACGUGCUGGACCUGGCCGACCGGCUCAUCUCUAAGGCCGGACCCUUUGCCGCAGCCGGCAUCAUGGUGGGCUCCAUCUACUGGACCGCCGUCACAUAUGGAGCUGUCACCGUCAUGCAGGUGGUCGGACAUAAGGAGGGCCUGGAUGUGAUGGAGCGGGCCGACCCUUUGUUCCUGUUAAUCGGCCUGCCCACCAUCCCCGUCAUGCUGAUCCUCGGGAAGAUGAUCCGCUGGGAGGACUACGUGCUGCGCCUGUGGAGGAAGUACUCCACCAAACUGCAGAUCCUCAACAGCAUCUUCCCAGGGAUUGGCUGUCCAGUUCCCCGGAUCCCGGCGGAGGCCAGCCCCCUGGCCGACCACGUGUCGGCCACACGGAUCCUGUGCGGCGCCCUGGUCUUUCCCACCAUCGCCACCAUCGUGGGGAAGCUCAUGUUCAGCAGUGUCAACUCCAACCUACAGAGGACCAUCCUGGGAGGAAUCGCCUUCGUGGCCAUCAAGGGAGCGUUCAAGGUUUACUUCAAACAGCAGCAGUACCAGAGGCAAGCUCACCGCAAGAUCCUCAACUUCCCCGGGCAGCUGGAGGCCUGAGGAAGAGGAGGACGAGGAGGAGGACGACCGGAUGAACCACACACACACACCUACAGUACACACACCUACAGUACAGUACACACACACCUCUGCCUUUAGGGGUCGGGGGGCGGAGGAGGAAAUGAACACGUCAGACUCGGGAUCAGUGUCACUCGCACCUACCUGCUCCUCCCUCCUCUCCCCCCUCUCCCUCUUCCUGGAGCCGCCAGCAUUCAGCACAAGGAUCCCAAGUCCUACCGCUUCACCUUGAACCCUCCGACGUGUUGGUCCGGUGGAGACGGAUCAGACUGACGCACACAGAGCGGAGCAUGUUUGCAGUUUCACACACAAACACACACACACUUGACACACAACUCUUCUCUAAGAACCGGUGCCGGGUGGACGUGUCACAUAAACUAACACCCAUUGUAAACAUAAGUGUAUUUUAAAAGGACAUCAAAUAUGUGGGGCAUGUGUAAUUAUAGAGUUUUAUAACAUUAGUAAAGGACUGUUUUAUAAUGUUUAUUUUGCAGAUUUUUGAAAAGUCCCCUUUGCCAAUGUGGGAGGAUUCAUAACGACAGAAUAUGUUGAGUGUUUGGAAUGUAUUAAAGAGGAAACGACUGUGUAAACACGAAGCUGUGUGUUAAUGGUCAGGCAGGAAGGGGGCGUGUCAAGGUUUCAUCUGACGGUACGAAAACCCACCGACCACCGAGCAGAAGCUAAAGCACAGCCUGUUAUUUAUUUGCUUCCUCCUCGUACCCCGGAAGUGUUCACACCUGUUGCUUUAUCUCCACUUUCCCCCCCCCCAAAAAAAGCUCUUCUGUGGUUGUGUUUAAAUCUCGCUCAUCACCACAGCGGUCCAGGUGCGCAGCCUGUUGCCAUGACACCACCUCCUCCGGCCGCGUGGAUCUUUUUCGGAGCAAGUUUGCGAUGUGACACUUCGCUGAGAGUACUCGGAACAGUUUUUCUUUCCCUCUCUUGGUUUUAUUUAACAAAAUCCUUUUCUUUUCUUCAUUGUUCCUGUUCCUCCGUCAUGUGACCUGCGGCUCGGCUCAGACAUGUGGCAAUUUUGAAAUGAGUCACGGACAGUCACACCAAAGACGAGCCAUAUUUCCUCUAGUGGCGCGAAGCCAAUGCAGAUAUUUUAGACUUUUAAAUAUCUGCUUCAACCACGGAGAUGAAAAAUCCCCUCAUAAAAAUGCCAUCUCUGGUACCACAGUAAACGGAGACACCAUUCAAACUGUAUCACACCAACAGCAGAGAUGAACUGGUGAACACAAUCUGGACUCAAGUGGAAUUCAGUCGUUCGAUCCCAAGUGAGCCGAGUGUUUAACAUGAGAUGUGUUUGUGUAGAUCAUUGGGAGAGAAAUGUGACCACUUGGAUUUAUUGUGCGGCUUUCUGCCACCGAGGUCACGUGACAGCUCCUGGUCUGGGACUACCUGGCGUCCUACACGGAAUAAUUAACCUGCACAUGUAAACUGUGCCUGUUUUACAGAUGUUCUUUCCUCUUCCCCCCCCACCCAACCCUGUACAUUCACCGUUCAGUCUCCACUCUGCCAAAAUAAGUGUGAACUGUGUUUGUUGCUUCUGACUCUAGAGUUUAAUGGUUUCAGUUCUGUGAAUAAAUGUAUUUUUCCAAA
Molecule: messenger RNA, 2830 nt
Organism: Limanda limanda (common dab)
Lineage: Eukaryota; Metazoa; Chordata; Actinopteri; Pleuronectiformes; Pleuronectidae
Gene: marchf5
Product: membrane-associated ring finger (C3HC4) 5
Exons: 6
Coding region: 365-1210 (281 amino acids)
Molecular function (GO): zinc ion binding
Source: RefSeq, a predicted model, not a curated record